AUGAUUUUACUUUUUGCAAUUAUUACAGAAAUCAUAGCAGAUUUCAUUUACCCUGAUCGUGCUAAUCCAAUAGUACCUUACAGAAAUAAUGAAGAUGCUUAUACUUUUUACGAUAUUUUCUUAUCUGUGAGCACAAGAAUUUCUUCAAAUGGAAGAUUAUAAAUUACAUUCCCUUAGGAAUUUGAUGGAACAUAGUUGCGUCUUUUAUAAGAUGAUGUUAUGGCAGCUACGAAUAUUGAUAAGGAAUGCUACAUCGAAUACACAUUUUCAACUACAACGACAUGCAUACCUUAUGUGGAGCCAGCGGUGACUAUACCAGCAACAAACUACUAUACAAUUAGCAACAGAACAAUUACAAUAUUUUUCGGUUCAGAACCUCUUAAUGCUGGUAGCUAGAAAGUCAGAAUAAAAUAUAACAAAAAUCCAGUAGGAUUAGGAGGGAAAUCGAGCGGCUAUCUUCAAAUAAUAACUUUAAGGGAUACUGUUCCAGUGGACUAAAAUUUAAAUUUUGGUACAGUUGGCUUUGCACCAGUUUACAAGAAACAUACAAUAGCUUCUGAAGGUCAAAUAAUAAAUGAUGGUUCAAAAUUAGGAGGUUAUGUUACGAAUUACGUGAUUUAGUUUACUACAACAAUAGAUUUAAUUAAAGGAAGUUGGUUUAGGGCUGAAAUAGCUGAAGGAUUCGAUAUAUCUAAUGUUGAAUGCGUUUUAGUAGAUACUUUAUAAAAUCUAAAUUGUCAAGUAGAAGGAAGAAGAAUUUAUUUUAGUGCCAUAGAUGCAGCCUUGCCUAAAGGAUAACAUAAAGUGAAACUGAAGAAUGUUAUAAAUCCUUCUGCAUCAGGAGAUUCAGAUCCAUUCAUCUUCGAAACAUUAGAACCUUUAGUCAAUACAGUAAUUGAAUACUUCAACGUUGGUGUUACAAAUAUCACUCCUGGCUAGAUUAUUAAUCCAUCUAUUGCUGGCGCUCCUUUAAAUUAAAAUUUAAGAAUUGAUUACACAAUUAAAUUCACUCCACAAAACAAAAUUCCUUACACUGGAAGAAUCGAUUACAUCAUUCCUGAUGGUUUUACUUUGGAUCCAACUUGUAGAAUUAUAUCUGGAUUAUCUCAAAAUGGAACAACCCCAAUAUCAUGUGUAACUAGCGGCCAGAAAAUAACAAUAACAGAUUUUGCAUCGUUCUCACCUUAAGAAAUUACUCUUAAAAUUUACGCUGUCAAUCCUUCAAUUUCAAAAUUGUACUAAUACUGUCAAAUUUACACAUAUUCUACUUUCGGGAAAGUUCCAGUUGUAAGUGGGACAAGUAGUAAUUACAAAGGAAUCGAUCAAAAUGUUGAAGCUGGAUCUAUUCAGAUAUCCUAGAUUUAGAGUCCUUACUUUGUUGCAAUAGAUUUAUAUAAAUAAAUGCAAAAUAUUUCUUUGGAUAAGACCGGACCAUUGGAUUUCCGAUUAUACCCUAUGCCUAGCAAAUAAUUAAAAUUAACUACUUCACCAACAAGUUAUGGCAGUAUCUACUUUUAGAUCCCAUUAUGGUGGAGAAUGAGCGGAUAAUACUUCAAUGGUUGGAAUGUUGUUGGCAGCACACCUACUUGUAAUUUUGGAGCAGAAAUAGCAGCAACUUGCAAUUAUUACUUAUAAAGGUUCAGUUUUAAAACUGCAACAUCUACAAACUAUUUGAAAUAUGAUCCAAACUCAGGACUUGGUAAUUGCGAUUUACCAAUUUCAGUAGCUGUUUCUUAGAUCACUCCAAUCCCAGGAAGGUUUGAUUUCAGAGUGUUAACAUUUAAUGAUGGUGUAUAUAACACAUUUGAUUAAACACCAUUAGAAUAAGAUUUAUAUACAAUGGAAAUAGCAGCGGAUUAAUUUAUUGCACCAACCACUUACAUAAAAUGUACAUCCGUUGAUCAAGUGGAUGCUGAUAUGGUAUGCUAUUCAAAUGUGCUUGUAAUGUUACCAAUUCCAUAUGAAGGGGCAAUUAAUUUCAAUAUGAGCACAGUAAAUUCAACUUAUGAGUCAUCUGCUGCAUGGCCAAAUGAUCUUGGAUUCGGAUUAGGAAAUGAUGGGAAAAAGAGAAUACCAUGUUAUGUAAGUAUCAGAGCAAGUCAUCCUAAUAUUCAAUGCUGGGUUUUCUCAGGAGGAACUACUAGAAAAUACGCAAUUUUAUAAGUAAGAGGAUUCAGUUCAAAAGUAAACACAGGAACAAAUGUGUUUGUUGUAAUACCAAAUGUUAAAUCCUGUACAGCUUAUGAUAUGUAAUGUUUUGUUACAGUAUCAUCUGCUUGGACAACAGAAUUAGAUGAGCCUUAUAUGAUGAAUUACCUAAAAUAAUCAGUAGGAUUUAUUAAACAGGGAGAUGUUUAUAAGGAUGUAACUGUUAGUCCUCCAACAUUGGCAAAAGAUGUAUAAGAUCUAACACUUUCAGCAACAUUUUUAUCAACAAGAAAAUAAAUUUGCGAAUUAACAACAUGGACAUUGUAAUUUUAGCAUACAGAAGUGAUAACAGCAUGCAAUACAGGUACUACUAACUAUCCUUAUUGCGCAAAUUAAACCCCAGAUCACAUAUUAAUUAAGUUUACAGAUAAAACUAGAUUUCCCAAUUAGUUUGGAGUCACAGCCACUAGUCCUCAAGGUACUGUUUAUUUAAUUGAUCACUUUCUCACAGGAGAGUAUUAUUAUUUCAUCAUAGUUAAUUCUGGAAACGUAGCAGCAAAUGGUCCAGUGUAAUUGUCAAACAUAUAUAAUCCCAUAAUUUAUACUCCUGGAAUUGAUAUAAAAUUGAUAUACUGGAAUCAAAACAGAAAAAUGAAGAGAAUCACUUUCCCAACAUCAAACAUAUUUAUUGAUGGUGGCAUAUUGGGUCCACCUCAAUUUGACAUUUUACCAAAAACAGCUGUGGGAAUGAAUGCCGAUAGAUCUUAGGUUGUAGAUAUGGAUUUUGAUUCUUGGAUCAUUUUCAGAGCAACAUUUACCACAUGCCACAAAAUUCCAGCAAAUGGUCUUGUUGAAUUAGAAGUAUAGAAUGGAUUGGUAGAUUAUACAACGACAUGCGAAGUCUGGUCAGGAGUUACAAGUCCACCUAAAAGAUUAGGACACACUCAUGAAUGUAAUUUAGUGGAUGUAAGUGGAACAAAAUAUUAUCAAUUAACAAAAUUUAAUGAGAUUCCAGUCCUAACUAAAUUUACUUUAUCAUUCAGAGGUAAAACUGGAUUGGCUUCUACUACUGCUAAUCCUAUUCGAAUAUAAACCUAUUUUGAUGCCACUGUUCCAACAUCAACUGCUUCAAAUGUAGACAAUUUUUAUAAUACUGCCUAUCCACCUAACCCUGUAUUAAAUGGAAUCGAUAUCACUGGUCCUAAGCGUUUUCCACCAAAAUUAGAAUGGAUGGACUUCAUAAUUAUUAAUGAUAAGGCAAGAGAAGGAACAAGGGGGGAGUUCUAUAUGCAUGUAAAAACAAAUCAUAAUAUUCCUGAUUACACAACUAAUACAGCUCCUCGAUUAGUAUUUACCUUCAAUACUACUGCUGUUUCAAUGCCAUAAGGAGCUUAUCCUCAUUGCAGAUUGGAUGGUCAUUUAGCUAGAUUUUGCGAUUGGGCAGGUGGUGUUAUAACAAUGGCUAUGCCUUUAACAUAGGGAAUGAUAGCCAAUCAAGAACACUUAGUUAUGAUUAGUACAAGAGGAGCAGAUUAUUCAUCAACUUAUUAAGAAGGAUUACAUCACAACAAAGCUGGAACAUACAAAUUAAAAAUUGAAACUGUUAAUACAGGAACAAAUUAAUUUAUUAGAAAGGUAAUGACAAUAGAUCCUCCUAAAUUCAGAGUAUUUUGGGUUUGGUCUGCAAACAAAGUUGGUUAUGAUCCUGUUACUCCCUCUGCAACACUUUAGGGAAUGUCAGUGUUUAGACUAUAUUUUACAAAUACUAUAACAAUUCCACCUUCAGAUAAUCCUGAUCCAAUUUCAAUUAUAGUUCUCUUCCAUAGAACCAUUUGGCCAACUUUCACAAAUGGAUUUGAAUAAGAUUUAGGAACUGGACUGCCUCACAGAACAUAAUUACCUUGCAUUUAAGAUGGUUUCACUUUAUUACCUGGCGCUACUUAACUAAAAUGUCGACUGUUUUAUGGUAGUUAUCCAAAUCCUACCAAAGUAAUUAUCACUGAUUUUGAUCAAAUCAAUGUAAAUACAAAUGGAGAGAUACAUUUGCCAAACAUUUUCAAUCCUAAUUCAACUUAUGAAUUAACUAAGAUUACACUUCAAGUCUAAAAAACUGAUGCUAUUACGGGUACAAGUGAACUCAUAUUAUCAUCUGAUUAUGAUUUAAUUAAUGGAACCUUUGGAAGGACUAAAGAAUAGCCUGGUUUCAAUAAAUUGGCAGUUGACAUACCAGCAUUGGUCUAAGAUGAUUUAUAAAAUGUGUGGGCAGCAGCAGUUAAUCCUACAUUCUCUGUUGCUACAAUUGAUACAGUCGCAACACUAUCAUUGUAAUAUGGAAGCAAAGAUUACAACAUGGGUGGAGGAGCAGAUAUGAUUUUGUUUGAAAUACCUCCAAAUUGGGAUUUACCUUAUGGCCUAAUUACAUGUUCCUUCCCGGCUGGUAAUAUCUGUUAUUCUUAUCCAUUGGGUCCAUACAUAGGGUUGUACCCAGAUAGUGGAAUCACAGCAGACUCUUUAUAAUCUGGUUCCGUGACAAUUAAAACACCACCCUUCAAGGUACUUGUAGCAACAUCUGAUCCACCAAUCAAGAUUUAUGUCUUCACUCGAUCUAAAUUAGUAUAUGUUUACAAGAUUGAUUUUACAUAAGUUUUAAAUGCAGUUGCAGUCACUCCAGCUGUUACUUGCACUUUGUGUUUCUAUGAAGCAAUAACAGAUUACACUAUUACAGUCACAAACCCAAAAAACAUACCUACAACUGGAGCAAUAACAAUCAAAAUACCGACAGGACUUACGAUAAGAGAAAAUGGAUGUAGAAAUGAUGUUGCAAGUGGAUCAGUAUUAUCUAAAGUGGGAUUCGAAUGUGCAUACGAUGGAGCCAAUAGUCAACUUCUAAUUACUGGGUUCAACAAAUUCAUUGGUCCUGGAAAAAUAAUAAUAAAAGUCAGAAUGGAAAAUCCUGAUAACACAGUGACGAUUACUGAACACUGGGACUUUAAGACUUGGUAUUUGAAUGAAAGUCCACUAAAUAAAUUGAUUACAUAUGGAGAUACUGCAACACCUGCUUUGACUGCAUAAACUAAUAUUGAAUAUUGGGAUACACCUUAUAGAAGCAGAGUAAGAGGAAGAACUACUUUGUAUGGAAGCAUAGAAUUCAGAAUCAAUUUAUAGAAUGAUCUCGCAGCAGGUGAUAUACUGUUUAUCAAAUUUCCAAUUCUUUUCAAUAAGGUUAGAUGUUCUUAAUAUCUUUGUUUAUGGGAUGAUUCACCAUGGUUUGAUAAUCAUAAUGAUAACUUCUUGCCUGCUGAGAAAUGUUUGUAUGACAAAAGUACGAGAAUCUUAUCAAUGUACACACCUUUGAGUACAAAAAUCAAAAAGGAUACUUUAUAUAGAGUCAUAAUUGAUACUUAGAAUUCAGCUGAUGGAAGUAGAGGGUUCUAAUUGCCAGCUAUGAAUACUUAUACUUUUGAUAUUUAUACAACUCUUGAAUUAAAACAUAGUGAUAUCUUUGUUCCAUAAAAGUAGGCAUUUAAGUAUUUUGAAUGUGUCUCCUUGAUCACUAAUGUGAAAUCGAAGAAUAUGAUGGUUGUGUAGAUUCAAUCCUGGACUUUUGGAGGAGGUUACUUAAAAUUAUCAUUUCCAACUCUCUCUGAGGAAUCAGAAUUUCUGUAUUAGGAUGAUUUAGGGACUGGUAAAAAGGAUGGCGAUUCAAUUUAAUGCUAUGCCAGAAAUGGGUUUCCUCCCUCCACAGUUUUGGAUUGCAAAUUAUAUCUAGGCAAUAGGGUCUAUGGAUAACCAGCAUACAUUUUAAUACAAGGGUGGAUUGGCUCAUUGAAUGUUGAUCCAUCAUUUACAACAGGAUACCAAGAACUCUUUUCCAGAGUUAUUAGUCCUCCAUUCACAGGAACUGAUAAAUAUUAUGAAUUCGAUAUCGAUCAAUUCUAUACUCCUGAUGUUAUUGGGGAUGACAAACACAUUGAAAUGAAACUAGAAUCCUACAAUGGCGCUAGCAAUUUAUUACUUGACUAGAGCUUUUCCUAUGAUAUGACAUUAAAGCAUUACACUAUUACUACUGGAACUCUACCAAAACCAACAAAGUCCUCUGAUACCUUAUUUGAUCAAUCAGUCACCUUUGAUUUGAAAAUGCAAUCCGCAAUUCAACUAAAAAAUACUGAAGAAUAUGAUUUCUUUAUCUUUGAAUAUACUUAACCAUACUUCGAUCCAUAACCUUAAAAUCUUCAAUGUGAAUCAGGUUCUGUGUAUGUUUGUAGAGUAUCUUAAGGCAAUAAUUGGAUCGUUGUUAAACCCUUGAGCACUAUUUAAGCCUAAGCUAAUUUGAAGUUUAAAAAUAGUAACAAUCCCAUAUAGGUUCCUACAACAGGAAUUGUGUGCACAGCUUAUGCUGUUAAGGAUAGAAUUAUAACUACAAUUUAUACUUAUGCUGCUAUUAAUGAUUAUCUAUUACCUACUUUGGCUGCUACUGCAUAUAAUACUAUUGUCACUCCCAUUGACUAUGCUGACAACACUACGAUACCAAAAAGCACUGAAAUCAGAGUACGAGUAGAAAUCACCAUUCCCACAUAAUCAAUUACACUACCAUAUGGUUCAAUUAUCGACAUCUUUUUGCCCUCUGGUUUCACUGCAUAUGAUUACUCCUUAAGUACUUCUGAUACUAAUGCAAAGUUUGUUACUGCUGACAAUCUUUAGACCAGUGUAAUUGCAUCAUCCACCAUUACUGGAUUUACUGGAAGACCUCAACUUACAAUAACUGGUUGGGAACCUAUAAAAGUGGGAGAAAAAAUAAUAUUUGAAACAUAUUGCAAAACUUCCUCAUCUGCUUUGAGUCCAGCACUUUGGAAUUUCAAAGCUUGGAAGGAUACAGGUAGAACUAUUGAAUUAUGGACAUCUGCUGCUUCUGCUUUCAACGUGUAAUCUUAUGCAUCAUUUAAAACACUUGAUUGGAAAACAAAAGAUCCAACAGUUGCAAGAAAAAAUUAAAUAUCUCCUUUUACUUUUCAUUUAUCUUUUAAAACAACUCCAACUGCUAAUACUAAAAUUACUGUAAGUUUUCCAGCCUUAGCUUUAGUUUCUGUUCCAGCAGGUGCUGUUUUAUAUUGUACGAUAGAAGGAGCAACAGGACUUGUUCAUAAAUUUUCAUAUUGUUAUGGAACUAAUUCUCUUGAUGUUAUCAUGUUGAUGCCAGUCUCACCUGUAACUUUUGCUGCAAGCAUUUAAUACAAAGUUACAAUAAGUUCAAGGGGUAAUAGUAUUAAUCAUGGGUUAAUGUUUGGAGCUAGUGGAGUAUUUACAGCAACUUUAACCUAAGAUAAUGGUGACACUGGAAAUUUAAGAUUUGAAAUACUACCAACAGAGUCAUUUACAUAUACAUAAUUGAGAAUAGUAAAUUCAGGAAUAAAAACUACUGGUUAUACAGAAACUGCUCUAUUAUUCUCCUUUAAAAAUUCAGUGCUAAUUCCGAAAUCAGGUAAGAUUGUAAUAGCAUUCCCUAAUUAUGCAAUCGAUGGUACUACUAAGUUGUUCUAAGAAAAUCUUUAAUAAUCAGCAGUUUAUAACAGUGGUGAUCUGUAUCCAGGAUGUUAUUCAAUAAAUUCAGACCUAUAAAACAAUGGUUUGAAUUGCAGAAUCUUUAAGAAUUCUGGUGAAUUUUUCCAAACAUUGAUUGUAAUUUAAUCAUUUACUAGUGAUAUAAGCGGGAAACCCUUAUAAAUAGUAAUUGAAUAAGUAACUUUGCCAACUUCUGCAGCUUCAGCAGAUGUCUUUUUAUACACUGCUGAUGUAAACAAUAAUAAAUUAGAGGCAUACUAUUUUGAAGAUGCUGUAAUUCCUUUAGUGCUUGAUCCUUCUACAAUGACAACAACAAUAACACCAACCAGUGCAACGGUUUAGGGAACAACAUUAAUUACAUUUAGCGGUGUAAACUUUGGAGGAACUGCUUUUGAUGGAUAUUCUUACGUAGCCUAUAGAUUCCCAGUUGGUUAUUACGACAUAUCGAGUGCAACUGUUACAACAGGAGGAACAUGUGCAACCACAAGUGUCUUGGAAAUCUAUGCACAUUGGAUUAUACAGAGAUUCACUGGUCUUACUGCUUGCACUUUAAAUCAAAAUAUUGUAUUGGCUAAUAUCAAUUAAGUGUAUAGCGCAGUCACAACUUAUACAAAUUUGGCAUUUUAAGUUUAUGCAUGUUUAACAAGGGUGUGUGGUUCCUAUAGCCCUGCAUCUAAUCCCACUCUCCCAUAUACGGCUGCUUCAGCAGGAUCCUUGUAUGUAGCUGAUGCAACAGCAGCGAGAUACUUCCCAUAUUCAUUUUAUAAAUUUGAACUUGUUUACACUUGUGGUCACAAUAUUCCAAUGGGGGGACAACUGAUUUUAGAUACAGAUCCAACAAGGUUUUAGGUAUAGAGAAUAGAAUUAAAAUCAGGAGGAAUAACAUCAGUCACCUACACAAAUGCAGCAGGAUCGAUAACCACUUUCACCUUAUUAUCUUCAUACUUAAAAGCCUAAACAACUAUUAAGUUCGAUGUUUAUGGGUAUUUGCCCUCUACUAUUGGAGCAUCAGGUGUUGUCACAUUUACAUUCUCCUUGAAAAAUAGAUAUAAUGGUUAUGAAAUAUCUCCAGAUACCCUUAAGCCAUCUUGGGAUGUGAAGACACCAGUGUCUAUCAUAUCAUCAUAAAAUUUCGCUUCAGUUACAUCUUCAUAAUCAAUAUUGUCAAUAAUAUUGAAACCAGGAGUUAAAAAUGUGGAUAAUGAUUUACAUUUCUAACUUCCCUCUAUUUCCACGAUGGAUACAACCAAUUUUAAACUUUACGUAUUUAUUGAAGGGAUGAUAAGUGGUUCUGGUUCAUGUUCAAUAUCAAUUGCAGAAGGUUCAUCUGCAGGAACUCCUUUAUGCAAUGUAGCAGGUACAGAUAAAUUGGAAAUUACAGGCAUUGACCCAAGCACAAUUUAACAAGAAUUCUAUCUUUUAGUCUAGACAGUUAAAAUUACCACUUAUGGUUUACUCCCUGUCACUAUUUAAUUAAUAGACAACAAUGGGGUAGUCAAAAAUAUAUUUACUGGUUCAGUGAUAGUCUAUGAACAAUAAAUGGAAUCCUUCGGAGCUAAUUUUAAGCACACAACUAAUGGAGGAGGUAGCAAUAUUUUAGAGAUUAGUUUUGAUCCACCAGCCAUAACCAAUUUUAAUGGUUUUGAUGGAGAAUUGUUUUUGGAUCUAUUAGGUUCUUUUGUUUCUUUGCCAACUACAAUUAUAAAAGAAUAAUGUGAUUAUGCUUCGGCUUAGAAUUCAGAUUGUGAAUUUGUGCCUGCUUUUAGAUUGAACUCAAUUGGUUCAGCUACUGCUCACAGAGAUCCGUUCAAUAACAGAAUCAUCAUUAGCAAAUUCGAAUAACAAAGUACUAGUAUCAACAGCAUUAAAAUAUGGUUUUAAUAUUAAUACUCUGCACCAACUUAUUGGAUCAUGACCAAAAUGUUUUAGUUCGGUUUUUAUAUUAAAGGAUAGGGUAACAAUUAGAUCUAUAAGUUUGGAGAAAGUUUCAUAAUUAAAUUAAGUGAAUUGAAUCCUUCAGCUCCAUUAAGUAAUAGUGGAUCAUUGAAUCAUAUUGGAUCUGCUUAAUCUAUUGGCACAAUAACAUCCUCUACAAUAUACACUUAGCAAAGUAUUAAUUCAUUCGCUGAUGACGAUUAUUUUGCCAUUAAACUUAUUGGCGGCUAUUCAGUGAAAUAUGGUACAUAUAAUCAAAUGAAAAUGCUCUCCUCCACAGCUACAAUCUCGUCAUCAUCAACAACUACAACUUUAGAUAAUACUUAUACUAAUUAAAGAAUGGGCUAUUUUGAAGGAAAGAUGGCCAAUGGAUAAUCAGAUAUUGCAUUUACAUUGAGUAAUAUAGAAUUGCCAUAUUAUCCUACUUCUUCACUUACUGAUAUUGCAGCCAUUGUGCUCAUCUUAGAUAAAACAGAUAGAUCUAUUAAAGAGAAAAUCAUAUUGACUCGAUCUACAAGUGCUAGCAGUCUAAGUUUUGCAACUUGCUCUGCCCAACAAAUAGAUUCCACCUCUUUCGAGUUUUCGUUCACACUUCCCUCUAACUUCAAGACUUUCAACCAUAAUGGGUGUGUGUCUACUUCAACAUGUUAUUAAUAUAUUGAAAUUACAACUACAAAUUCUGCAUAUAAUGACAUUUGGUCAUAUGAAGUGACCUGUGGUUCAGGAUCCUCGUUGAUUAACUAAUAUAUUCCAUACAGUGGGUAUCCACCUAAGUUCUCAUAAAUUACCUCUAAUCCAUAUGGGAUGAGACUGUCAGAAUAUCUCGAAAUGAACAGUAAUAGUCAAAUCUGUAUCAAAUACAAAAAGAAGACUGCCGCUGCAGCUGGAUCCGUUUAAUUCACUAUUACAAUCUAUGAGAACCAGUCUACACCAAUAGCAAUAGCCUCUUGCACAGCAGCUUCAAUAACAGCUUCAAAUACAGCAUCAGGACAUCAAUUAUCAGGAGUGGUUAAAUAACCAUUUGGAUUGCAAUUAUUUUAUGAUAAUUUCAAAGCAAUAGUUAAGGGUGUAGAAAGAUAGUUAACGAUUGAGUUCUCAUUGCUUGCUGAUCUAUCAUCAAGUGGUACCUUUACUAUCGAGUCCGCGAAUUUAGGGCUGGGUAACUUUGAUGUAACUAAUAGAUUGAAAUGCAUGUUUAAAGAGAAGGCUACUUAAUUAGCCAAACAUGUCCCUUCUUUAUGUACUGUAGAUACCACAAAUAAAAAAAUUACUAUUACUUACAGCGUAGCAACAGUCACUACAUUGAAUCCAAAAUUAGUUAAGGAUAAGGUCUAUGAAUUGAUAAUCAAAUAUGAUCAAAACCUUAUCAAAUUCUUAUCAGAACCUGCAUUAUAAGGACAAUACCAACUGAAAUUUAAAUUCUUUGCAGGAGCAACACUCACUUAUUCUCAAGUAUUGCCAUUUACUAUCUAUAACAAUCAAGUUUCUGAUCUAGUCACUCAAAGCUAUGUUGAUCACAUUUCUGAGUCAACUAACUUCUACGUCAAAUACAAGACCACUUAAUCCUUGGCUUCUUCUGAUUAUAUUGAUGUCUUAAUUCCCAUCAGAGAUGUUCAAAGUGAUGGAUCACUCAAAAUCUUGAAUACAAAUAAUCUCAAUACUGGCAUACUAAAUGGAUAGAGAAUUGGAUGUUUGGAUAAGGUUGGCAACUUGGGUCUCUAUUUUAAAUGUUAUUUGUACUAUGGAAUAGUUGAUUUCUAAAAACCACAUUCAUUCGUUAGAUUGACCAACUUUACAGGCUUGGGUAGUGGAGCUACAGUACAAUUUGUGAUCCAAAAUCUUAAGAAUCCUUCAACAACUGAUUUAAUCAUGGAUUACGAAAUUAGAAUAUCUGGAGCUGACUCUUAUGAAUACACCUAUGCUUAUGCUGCUGCUUAUACCUUACCAGCAUCCUCAGCCACCUCAUCCACUACUGGUACUUUAACCAUCACACCUUUACCAUGCUUCUCCCAAAUCAAUUACUAAUAUUAGGUUAGUCUCACAAAGGAUGUGGAUCCCAAUUAUGAAUCAAUAGUCAAAAUUUCUUAUGAUCCUCUUAUAUGGGGAGAAGAUUACACUAUAUUUGCAGCUACUAUUGGUGGCACUGCUUCUAGAAUUGACCCAUUAGAUUCGCAAAAUGUAUUCAUAGUAUUCCCAACAGGCUAUUCUACAGGAACUUCAAUCACUAUGGCAAUAACCAAUGGUCUCAUUUAACCAAGCUAUGUUCUUACUAAAUCUCAUGCAGUUACUGCAUCUUUCAUCAAUUACCAAACCAAAACUAUUGUUUAGGUUGCAACUACUACAACCUCAGUGACAACCACAUAAUCUAACAUUGCUAAUUAUGGUACUGUGAGUAGUAACUCAGAUUUAAUGAAAGACUUUUUGUCAGUCAUGCUGAUUCCUAUGACUCUGUUGGGUCCAGUAAAGACCAAUUACUAAUUUAGAAUCAUAUUCCCUACUGAUUAUACUUUGAGUGGUGGAUAUUGCAAAAUUUUCGAUGAUCUUACAAAUCUAGAAUAUUCGACUACUUGUACAGAUAUAGAUGCAUAAACUAAGAAGAUAAUAUUCAAUACUCCAAUCAAGGCUACUAAAGCAAUCACAGCAAAAAUCUAGGUUUAAACUCCUACAACACCUGGUAGCAAAAGCAUCACAGUGAAGUUUUUUGCAGAUAAUUUGGAUACCUCUACUUUACUAAUUUAAUCAAACACUUUGACAGCUUAGACUAUAAUAAACUUUACUAAAAUGAGAUUAGCUAUGCCUUACAUUAAAGCACCUUAAAUAUUAUUGUAAGAUAGCGAAAUAGGACCAAUCACUUUAACUGUUAAAUUGACUAGUGCAAUAACAAAGUAGACAGACACUGUGGUAAUAGAUACCAACAAUUUCAUGACUGUCACAAUCAAACAGCCUAUUAAUACCAAAAGAUUACAAUUUGCUUGCUUUUGGAAUAAUUUAGCUGCCAUGAAUUGUAGAAAUGGAGAUACUUCAGCCAACUAUGAUAAAAUAACAAUGUAUGCACCCUCAGAUACAGGUUUUGCAUCAGGUGAUAUAGUAACAAUUAAAAUUAUGGUAUGGAGACAUUAAGAAAUUGGAUAAACAGAUUUCACUUAUUAAUGGCAUGACGAUACUGACGAUUCAGUUCCUAUUGCUAAUAUUAAGGAUAAGAAAAUCACAAUAGGCACAACGGAUUACCAAAAAUACGUUACUUAUUAGAAUUAUCGAUUUGAUGAAACAACAGUACCUACAUACUAGACUAAUGUUGCUGUACAUUAAGGAACAAUAGAUACUCAAACAGACCUUACAGUUAGCUUUAGAUUAAGAAGAACAUUAUCCUCCAAUUUAAAUACCAAUUGGGGUUAGAUUAUUCUAAAGUUGCCAACCAUGGAUGAUGACAACUUAUAAUCAUAGUUCCCUAAUGGUUUAGGUAGAUUUACCAAGAAUGCUUAAGAGAUUGAUUGUUUUUGCAGCACUUGUCCUCAAAUUAGUAAUAUUGAUCCAUUGGAACCAUUUUUCAAAUGUUAUGUGUACCAAGGAUCUAGUCACAGAGUAGCACCAGUAGAAAUAUGGUUGAAUCCAUAAUAAGACAUGGUAGCAUAAUAAAUAGUUGAAAUUUCCUUCCCGAAAAUAAAAUUACCAUCAACUUCAUACACAUAUGGCAAAAUAUCAAUGUUGGCUUAUGAAUUCUAAGCAAGUACUAAAUCAACUAGAAAUCAUUCUGAAAUUGUUCACUUUUACACAUUCCAUACAAUUCCUGAUGCUUUUACUACUUACACUGCCAUAACACCCCCAACAUUCACAGUAAAUAUGGUUGGAGCAAUGUCAGGAGUAACAGCCACAGUCAAUAAUCCUUAUGAUGACCUGUUAGAUUAUUGCCAUGACAGAUGGGUAUUGAGUACAGACGAUGUUGAAACUAUUUUUGAGCACCCUUAUAAUCCAGAAACCGGUACUCUAUAUUCAAAUGGUGGAUUAUACCCAUACAAUUACAUAGAAUACACUACUGCAACCAAUCAUAUUGUAAUUAUUUAUAAACUUGCAAAAUGGAUUACCUUUGUUCCUAAGGUUGUGCUAACUAAGUCAGCUACAUAAACUUUGACUAUUCAGAAAUUCAAAAAUAUGCCAUACAAGAUACCCACUGGAGUCAAUUAUAAAAUGACUUUAUUCAUAGAGAUCGGAGUUCGAUCUUAUACUGAAUACAGUGUAUUCACAACUGCAACAUAAUACAGACUGGCUUAUUAGACAUCUACAACAGUUAAAUAAAUGUCUAUUGAUCCUAUUCCUGCUCCAGCUGAAACUGCAGCUCCUUAAACUUAUGAAUUGAAGUUCUUGCCUUAUAAUAAAAUUCCUAAGAAUGGUAAAAUAGUCUUUACAUUCCCUCCAUUACCAAGUUAUGAUUGGGUGUUCACUGAUCAAUAUUGCACAGUAUCCUAAAAUUUAUAAGACAGUGGAUGUGAUAUUAUUCCAGCUAGCAGAAUCAUCAUAAUUAAGGAUUGGUUGAAUGAUUACGAUCCUAAUAUUGAUGGGUAUUUAAGUGUUAAAUUUGAUAUUGUGAAUCCAACAAACGUGUAAACUUAAGUUCCAUUUAUUUGGAGGACAUAUUGGGAUCAGAACUAGAAUACUUGGUUGAUUGAUGAAGAAACCUUCUUUGAGAAUACUCCACUUACUUAAAUUAUCUAAGGAGGUAAUUUAAUUGUUACUCUUUGGGACAGAUAUUAACAUCCUUAUAUCAUUUGUGGAGGUAGAAAGGGACCAAUUAGAUUGAGAUUUAUUUUGAGAGAUUAAAAUUUGGUGUAUCCAAAUGAUUAUAUUGAAUUAUGGAUGCAAAAUACAUUUUGGCCAGUUUCAACUCAAAAAUACAUUGUCUGUUAUUUCAAUGACCCGAAUGACUUCUAAUUAGUCAAUAUCAAAUCUCAUCGAUGUGAUUGGACUGCUGGAGUUAAUGGUGGCACCUUACAAAUUUAUAUUCCUGAAGAAAUAGAUAUACAUGUAGGAGAUGAAUGGGAAUUAGUAAUUACAACAUUCGGUUAAUUUGGUGGCGAUGGAUGGGUUGUUAGAUCCCCAUCGGAUUUAAAUUGGAUCACAUUCUUUGCUAUGUAGAAUGGUGUAAAUACAAAUGACAAGGGUUGGUUUGAAGCCUAGAUUCCAGGAUGCCCAUUUGAUAGCUUUGGAUUUGAUUGUUAAAGUGUUGGUUGGGAAGCAAGUACAGUUGGUGGUGAUCCAACUUGGACUAUUCUCAAUUUUACUGCUCAAACUGAAACCAAUGCAAUUCCUGCUGGUGAUCCAAGUUUACUUACCUAUUCUAGAUUAGUUUUUGAGUUUAUAACACAUAAUGAAUUAGAAGAGUCUUGGCCAAUGGAUUUGACUAAUAGAAUGGCAGCAACUGAUGACAGAGCACAAGUAGCUUGUAAUGGUAUGUACAAGACCACUGGUGCAAAUAGACCAUUGCAACCUAAAGGUAAUACCUAUAUUGAAUGUUACAAUAUCAAAGGCCAAGAUAAAGUGUGGAAUAACACUCCAUCUUAUAUAGUUGGAAGUUAUUUUGAUGCUAUUGCAGCAGCAGAGAGGUUCCAUUUCCAAAUUGCUGAUUUUCGUAAUGGUUAUGUCCAAGGAGCCUUCCAACAUGUGAAAAUCUCAGUAGAAGUCAUUUAAGAGGAUGGUACAUUCUAUCCGCAGAACGAACACUAUUGUUGGCAUCUCCCUCCAUCACUUUAUGCUCCUCCAAGUCCCUCAGCAGCAUCCACUUCAACUUGGGGUAUUUCAAGAUCAUAGGUGGCUCUAUCCCAAUAGCAAUCUUAUUUUGGUGAUAACAAUGUGUAAUGGUUUGAUACAAUUGUCUAUGAUUUCAAUUAUCCUUAUACUUUGCCUAUGAAAGGGUAUUGUUUACAAAGAAGAUACAAUGCCAACUUUUCAGAUGGCUACUUGUCUCCAUGUACUCCUUAACACUAUAAUCAUUGGUGGGUUAUGAGUGCUGCCAUUUAGGAUCCUACUAUUAAAUGGUAGUAAAGGGAAUCUGGUAAUUUUAUAAAUCCUCCCUUUGUUUAUAAAUAGAAUAAUCCUACUAACGAUCCAACAAUUAGCAAUAACAUUGCAUAAGCAUCGCCUUUAAGAAUCUACAUAUGGAGAAAUAAUAGGUUGAUUAGCAAUCAGACAUAUCAACUCAAUGGAGGGAAGAUAUCUCCUACUACUGGGCAAUUAUAUAUUGUUUCUUAAACAACUACAAAUGACAAUGCUUAAAACACUAUGGUAAGACAUCAUAUGGGAAUUCAUUUCCAAACCACUACUUCGGCUAUGAAACACAUCAGACUUUGGGCACCAAAUGACUAUUAAAAUAUAUAAGACUGUAAAGUUAAUAGAGGAUUAGUAAGUCGAGAUCCUGCUGAUCUAGAUAAUAAAAUUACUUGUGUCAUUACAAAAUUGCCAGCUCCCAUUGACAAGUGGCUUAUAGAAAUUGAUAAUUUCUAGACUUAUUAAGGACAUGGGGAAGAUUAAUGGAUGAUAAUUGAUUUUAACUUAACCAAUCCAAAUUCUGAGAAAUGGACUGGCAGUUGGUAUGGUAAAACUUAUGAGAGUUCAACCAAUUUAUCAUAUGUAAUAGAUGAAUCCAAAGGCACAGAUGGAUAAACUUGGGUUGGAGGAAAUACUGUCAAAUAACCAAAUCUUUUUAGAGUUUGGAGAAAUACCAUCUCAUAUGAGAAUAGAAGAGCUUAAACAGAUGAUUAUGCUGAAGUUCAUAUGAGAGUGUUACCUAGAACAAGUCAUCCAGCUACAACAGAUAAUUCAAAUACACAAGUACAAAUCUGGUUACCACUUGCUUAUGAUCUAGCAAAUGGUGGAGAUGCACUUUGUCAAAUUAGUAAUGAAUAUCAUUCAGAUUUGGAUUCUGUUAAUUGCAAAAUCACCUCAGACAGAAAGAUUACUUUGAGUACCGAUAACACUUAUGGAUUAAAGCCAGAAUGUUCAAUGGUUACUGUAACAACAAAGAAUGCAAUUGGUGGCAAUGGCAUUAAGUUACCAUCCACACCUUAAGAUGACACAUUCUAAGUGUUUAUUGAUUCAACAGAUUCUGGUGGUAAUGUGUAAAGAGAAUACAAUUACAAUUAAGCAUAUGCGGUCCCUGAUCCAAUUACAUCAGCUACUGAUCCUACAUUCUCUAUCAAAUCAACAAUUAGAGAAGCCAAUCAAUAUACUGUUAUUAAAGCAACGUUCACAGCUCCACUUGAUAUUCCAGCAGGUUAUGAUACUUCGUCUUCAGGUCAGGAUCCUUUAAGUGCUCCUCCUAUUGGAACAUUAAGAUAUAAAUUUAAUACCAAAGAUUUUGUCAAUAGUGGAUAUCCAGGAUUCCCAUUAAAUCUAGGUUAAUCAAGUACAGAUGUCCUAUGUCAAGGUUUCGGAAACUUGAAAGGUACAUUGUAAUGUACAUUAAUUGCUUCAAGCUAAUAAUCUCCUGAUUAUCCAGCAAUCAUAGAAGUUAGAGGUUUUGAUUAUAUCAGUUAAGGUGAUUUAAUAGAAGUUCACUUUUUGAAUAUUAAGAAUGGGUAAUUUUAUUAGAAUAAAGGAAAUGUCACUCUAUCAGCUUAUAAAAAGAAGGGUGAUGGCACAAAGGUGGAACUGAUUUAAGAUUCAACUGACUUUGUACCUGUUUAUGAUCCUAAUUGUUAUGGCAAUCUCUGUUAUACAGUUUUUACCACAUGUCCAACAAGUGCUGAAAUUUUAAUGGACCCUAAUGUAGUUGGAGCCUACAUGCAAGUGAUUAUCAAUCCAAUAUCCAUCAAUUGCACAACUCCAGCCACUCCAUAUUAACCACUUUAGGCAGGAGACUAAGUUGUUUUGACAUUCCCACCAGAAUUUGAAUUCCCAUCAGAAUCAAAUGGUGCUAUAUCUGCGUUAUGGAACUAGAUUUAGAUGUCCACCAUCGUAUAUCCAUUAACAAGAGAAAUCUAUUUCACAUUCCCAACAGGUGCCUCUGUUACUGGUUGCACUAAUACGCUAAAGAUAUCUUAAUUACGAGGUCCUGCUUAUGAAUUCUCAACUCCAUAUAAUAUUAGAAUGAGGAUUGUAAAAUCUCAAUACAGAAGAGUGGAUUGCAUUAUAAGUGGAAUCACUCCACCAAAUGUAGCAACUCCAAGCACAUAAUCAAUGCUAUUAAGUAGUUAUUUUGCAGGUGAUAUCUUUGUUGAUUACGAUUUCAAAUUUUCUCCAAGUUACAAGAUUCCUGCUGGAGGUUCAAUUGAUAUUACAUUCCCCAAUCGUGGUUUAUUGAAUUACAAUCAUGUCACAUCUAGUACUCCUCCAGCUGUAUGUAGUUUGUUAAAUUCAGUUUACAUUACUAGUUGUGUAUUGACUACAACUGGAAUUAAGGUAACUGUAGCAAAAGACAUUCCAGCACAGCAAGAGUUGGAAAUUAAACUAAGUGGAGUUAAAAAUUCUGAUUAUGCUGGAUAAACAUUAGCCUCUGAUUAUGUUUUGACAAUGUAUCAUCCAAAUGGAGAGAAAGUAAAUGAAAUUGGAUUUUCACCAUUUUAAUUCUAUGCUAAGAAAAAUGUAGGUGUCAUUUACAUGAAACUGUCAAAUACCAAUAACUUUUAAUCUGUAACAGCAUCAUACACUUUUGUUAUUCAAAAUUCAUAUAGAGUCCCAGCAUCUGGAGAAAUAGUAUUGAAGAUGCCUAAAGAAUGGGCAUCAGUUGUAACCAAUUCAAUCACUCUAGCUAAAUUAGGGGCUUCUUGGACAAGUGAUGCUUUGUCUUAUACCUACUCUAUCGAUUCUGCUUCGGACAUCAAUAAUUAUUUGUUGAGAAUCAAGAAUCAAUUCACUUGGCCUCAAGGAGGAUCUUUGACACUCUUAAUGUUGAAACUGAAAAAUCCUUCUUUCGAAAGUACUAAAAUAUUUUAAGCUUAAACCUAUUAUGACAAUGUUUUACUUGAUUAAACAGAUCCUUUGGAUUCCUCUUUGAAAUUCACUUACAAGCCUGCUGUUCCUUCACUUACUAUUAACAAUUUCAUAAUGGAACCAGCUAAUGCAGGAGAAGUGUCAACUUAUUCUUUGAAUAUGACAUCAAGUGGAAAUAUGACAAGUGGCAGCACUAUUCAAAUUCAAUUUCCAACUGAUACCUAUCCUUCUGGAUUGACUAGAUCUGAUUUAUCAUUAGGAUGUAAUUUACAAUUCAAAAAUGGAACAAAUGUAAUUGUUCCAUGUUCUGCUGCCAAUUCAAAAUUAACUGUCAGUUUGAAUGCCAAUAUUGAUUAAAACACAGAGUUCACUCUUUCAGUGGUGGGAAUAACCAAUCCAAAUUUCGAUACAACUGCUAUCAAAGGAUCCAUUGACGUAUUGACAACUGACUCCAACAACAAUGUUUUGACUUAUAAUAGUGGGGCAGCUGAAAUAAAUCCAACUGCAGCUCCAUCGACUAUGAAAUUGGUUAAAUUAGCUACUUCUUCAACAAACUUGUAAGUUAAAGCUGCUUACACAUUAUGUGUUUAAACAGACAUCAGUAUUCCUUUAGGAGCUUAAGUGUUUGUAGAUUUCCCACAACAAUUUACAUUUAAAUCAUCGAGCUAUCCUUGUUAUAUCAGUUUAGAUCACAAUAAUGCUUUAUUGCCAUACGAUAAUUCAACUUCAUCUCCUUCCUGCAAGAAUUCAAAUUCCUUAAGAAGAAUAGCUGUCUCUGGUCACACUGCUGCUUAUGUGGGCAAUAAGAAUAGUCCAGCAUAGUUAUGUUACAUUCUAGACAAUAUCGAGAAUCCAAGUUCAGCAGGUCCUACUGAUAAUUUUGUUGUGAGUAUCUAUGACACACAAAACAAAAACAUUGUGGCCUAAACCUUUGGAACACUAUCACCCAAUUCAACAUUGUCUUAUAGUCAACAAGGAUUAGUUAUCACAGUUGAAAGCAUAGACCCAUUGCCUAGAUAUCUAACAACAAAACCAAUUAAGGUUACACUCCAAAGGUCUGUCAGUCAUACUGUAACAUUAACCCCUUAGUCAACUGAAUUUAAAUUUAGUCCACCAGAAUUAGUGUUUUUGCCUUCAAAUGGACCUGAGAUGUAUUUCAAAAUCUAGGCUAUUAAUGAUGAUGCCACUGAGGUUGGAUUAAAACAAUUCAGUUGGCUCAAAGUAGAAUCAGCAACUGCCAAGUUUUCAGAGAUGGCUGAUUCCUUCUUUUAAUAUGUUGAUAAACCUACUGCUAAUCAAUUAUACAUGACAAUCAAUCCAAGAGUAUUCAGAGUAGCCUUAGGUGGAACAUCAUUACCUAUGACUUUAACUCUAUCUUAACCAGCUGCAUAAGACUUGCUAGUCAAUUUCACAACUAUCAAUCCUUAUCAAGAUAGUUCAUUGGUAUUUGAACCCAUCAAUGCAGCUGGAUAAGUCAAAUUCCCUGCUGGCACAACCUCCAUUCAACUUUAAUACACUACCAAAUAAACUGCUUUAUCAGGCCAGAUCUAAUUUGAAAUAGUUGACAAAUACAGUUCCUUAUAUACAAUACUUGAUAAUAUUGUCAAUUUUGAAAUCUUAGAGACUGAUGACAAAAUACCUGAAGUAGUAAAUUAUUAUGCUGUCAAUGUAAAAAGAACCAGCAUGUAUUUCAGAGCCAGCAUUGAUGAAAGUGUUACCUUGUACUAUUAUUUGACCUUGAAAGGCAAUCCCAAACCUACCAUGGAGCAAAUAAAAUCUUAACAAAAACUGACUAAUGUAUUCACCCAAUUUGGAAAUAAUCAAAGCUUUAUUGCUCCUGUCACCUCAGAUUAUAUCUAUAAUGAUGUCUAUUUGGAUCUCCAAGGAUUGACAGAAUAAACAGAUUAUUCCCUCUAUUUCUUUGUUACAGAUUUAAGUGGCAACAACAAUACCGAAGUCAAAUAAUUCGACUUUACAACUGCAACCAAAUACUAGCCUGCUUAAUUCAAGAUCACUCUUGGCAAAGAUGUUGAUAUUGACAAAUUGUUGAGUGCAUUCGGUUUAGUCACUGGAUUGCCUUCUAGUAGCUUUUAAACUAUUGAGAAACCCAAGAAAUAUACAAUUGAUGGUGAGUUAGACUCUGAUGUACAAUCAAUACUGGACUCCCAAACAGUAACAUAUACAUUCCAAAUUAAUCCAGAUGCAACUGUUGGUGGUCUAUCGCCAUACGAAUAUAUUAGAUUAAUCUAACAAAACUUGGAUCUGUUGCAAUCAGAAAUCCCAGAAGUCGUAGAUCAGAACAUUUUCAACACUGCUUGGGAAUACUUCGAGUAUCCUUAAGAGUUUAAGUAUAAUCCCAUUAAGAUCAAUGUCACCGAAGAUGCCGUGUAUUUCAAUGUGUCUCUGAGAUACACUGGUAAUUUGUACACUCUGGUCUUACCAGCUGAUUCACCUGCUCCUUCAUCCAAACAAGUCUCAAUGGGACUUAAUUCCAAUAAUUAUCCAGUUCAGAAGGAAUGGGUCUACAAAAUCAGAUUUGAAUAUAGCAAUAAAACAAGCACUGAUGAUCAAAAGCUACAUGCUAUUUUCAACUAUACUUUGUUAUUUGACAAUUCUUAUUACAAAGCAUAUUUCACUGCAGAUAACAAUUUAGUUAGCAAUCCAGAUUUAAUGACCAAUGAAUAAAUGAAAUAAAUUGAAUUCAAGACAAAGAGAGAAAUUGUUAUAAUACCCAAAAAGUAUUUACAAUCGACCUUGCUAUCUAUUAUAAUGAUAAUAAUCCUUUGUAUAGGAUGACAUAGAUUGAAUUAUAUGAUUAAUAUAUAAUCAAAUCAACAGAAUAUUACAUAAA
Paramecium tetraurelia is the source of this 21415-nucleotide messenger RNA. RefSeq lists its product as uncharacterized. The transcript has 7 exons. Lineage: Eukaryota; Ciliophora; Oligohymenophorea; Peniculida; Parameciidae. The record is from RefSeq and is a predicted model, not a curated record.